Cuscuta europaea is the source of this 1437-nucleotide messenger RNA. Lineage: Eukaryota; Viridiplantae; Streptophyta; Magnoliopsida; Solanales; Convolvulaceae. The record is from the annotation of a GenBank genome assembly.
AGUUCAUUAGUAAUAUUGGAAUUGUGGAUAAGCUUCCUUCCUGGGCUCCAUCUCACCCCUACCGGAUAACACUCCACUCCGAACUCCGUCGCCUUCCUCUUCUCCUCCGUACACCGAUGUAUUACCGCCGAGUCGGAGGCCCUCACAUCGUAUCCGCCCAACAUACGACACUUUAACUGUUCUUAUCCCUCAGAGGUGUACCAUAUUCGUGAUUCUCCUCAGGGACUCUAAUAGAGUCAAUAGCCGAAAGAAAACUCUGGUGUUGGGCAGAAAGAUUCUUAGUACACACAAACUGAGAUAUAGGGUCUAGCUAUAUAGCAAUGAAUAUUUGGUUUCUGGAUAAUGCCCCCUGGUUUAAAUCUUUCUCUAAGAAGGAUAUGGCUUCAACCACAAUGUCCAGUACCAUGCGAAUACAAACUUCCAGACAAACUGUUCAUAUUGAUAUCAAGUUUUGGGAAUGGCCUAUAUUUUCAUUUAUUCCUUGGGCAAUUUCUGCCAGGAAUAAGAUUCAGAUACCAUCCACUGUCAACCAAAAGCUAAAACGUGGCCCACGAGCUCUUGGAAGAAGUGAACUUGUUUCUCAAAAUUAUAUACGCUUCAGACCAUAUGUCUCCAAGGUUCCAUGGCAUACUGGUACAAGAGGUUUUUUAUCACAACUGUUUCCACGAUAUGGGCAUUAUUGUGGUCCCAAUUGGUCAAGCGGGAAAAAUGGUGGAUCUCCGAUCUGGGAUAGACGACCGAUUGAUUGGCUGGACUUUUGUUGCUAUUGCCAUGACAUUGGUUAUGACACUCACGACCAAGCUGAGCUUCUGAAGGCAGACCUUGCGUUUCUCGAGUGCUUGGAGAAGCCUCACAUGAGUACCAAGGGAGAUCCUCAUAUUGCUCUUCUUUACAAAACAAUGUCUGAGGAACAUAUUGAUUCCUUACCGGCAACAACUUGUGAAGUUACAAUCGUGGCAGUUGCCUCUUCAGUUUGGAUGGUUAAGCAAUGUUAAAUUGAAAUGGCCAAAGCUGCAUGCGUAACACUUGAAGAGAGAGUAUAUAUCCUGUGUCCCAAAAAGCAAUUACAAAAUCAGCAAUAUAAGUAAUGCUAUUCUUAAGUUCGAAGCUGAAGCUGUUACCAUUGUAAAUAAUGGAGUAAUAUCUGUAGAGGUGCUAUAGCUAAAGACGAAAGUAUUAAUGUUGCAAAGGUUGCUUCAUUUCCGAUCUUUAUGUUGUGUGCAAUCAUGUGUAUUGUGCAUACCUAACAUAUCAUAAAUUCAUAACUUGUGUAUACUAAAGAUCACAUUUGUAAUGAGGGGAAUAUAGAGGGAAAGGACUACUGUGGUCUAUGGGGAAUAUAUCACGUUUGCUUAAAAACAUUUUAGAUAUGCUAGAUAUGAUAUUUUCUAUUUAUUCAAUGAUUUUUCAUCUGUUUUUUAUUUUGUUAAAUUUCUU